AUGUCCGAACUGAAUUUGUUUGACCACCAAGCCAUGCUCAACAUCACUCUCAGAUACUCCGGCGUGCACUCCCAGGUGCCAGUGGAGGGACAGCCUCUGGGUGCGCUGGGGACCCUGGCCAUGGAGUUUGAGUGGCCCCACGAGGUGACCAAUGGGAAGUGGCUUCUCUACCUGACUGAGAUCGUCACCAAAGGAACAACUGAGACACACUGUGUCCCUCCAGGGGACAUUGUCAAUCUGCUCAACCUCACGUUGUCCGAGAACAGGAGCAAGCGUCCCAAACGAGGGGUGGAGGAUGAUCAACCUCAUAUCAUCGAGCCGCAGGCAGCCAUUACUGUGCUGACACGUCGCAAAGAAACCUAUCUACUGGAAUGUUCAAAGUGGACGGCCCACUGUGUGACGUUCACCUGUCCCUUGAUCAACAUGUCUACCUCUGCCAAUAUCAUUGUGGGGUCAAGGGUGUGGAACAGCACUAUGCUAGAGGACUACAACAAUGCUUUGAGGAUCAAGGUUAGAGGUCAGGUCACACUGAAACUGGUGACAGACAUCAAGAUGGAAAGUGAGACCAGAGAGUUCAUAGUGGACAUUGACCCAGUCCUUGAAGAGGAGACACCUUACGAGGUUCCCUUGUGGAUCAUCAUUAUUGCCGCGGUAGCAGGGAUCCUACUGUUAGGAGUCAUCAGUAUCAUACUAUGGAAAUGUGGUUUCUUCAGGAGGGCCAGCAGGCCAAGGCCCAGAAGGCUGAGAAUAAGAUCCUGCCCUCAGAGGCUGACUGAGGACUACUGAGACAGGAGAGGCCCCCACUGAGGGACCAUGCAAUACUUCUCUAGGGCUCCUGGGUAAUGCAGUCCUUUGGCCUCUGCCACUGGCAGCUUCGGGCACACUAGACGUAAUGGCGUGUAGAUUGUGGGAUGUAGUUGGUUAUAGGCAAUUCAUGUGUUGAAGGGGAAUUUGGACUUCUCCUAUACUAUUUUUUUCUUCACUGUCAAUUCUAAUGAGCUUUUAUUUCACCCUUAUUUUUUAGUCUGAUAGAUUGUACUUUGCCUAAAUUUCUCCUUGUCUUUUCAACCUCAUUUACUAAGUAUCUAUUCUACUGCAUCUCUCACUCUCUGGAUGAAUGUCUUUACUCUCUCUCCUCUUCAAUCUGUUUUUUACUCUAUGGGAAAAUGUAUUUCUUUUACUGACCUACAUGGUCUAAUUUGGUCUAAUUCCUUA
Oncorhynchus nerka (sockeye salmon) is the source of this 1215-nucleotide messenger RNA. RefSeq names its product integrin alpha-3-like. The transcript has 8 exons. Gene Ontology annotation, molecular function: integrin binding. Gene Ontology annotation, biological process: leukocyte migration; cell adhesion mediated by integrin; cell-matrix adhesion. The record is from RefSeq and is a predicted model, not a curated record. The coding region runs from base 1 to 786 and encodes 261 amino acids. NCBI's taxonomy places the organism in Eukaryota, Metazoa, Chordata, Actinopteri, Salmoniformes, Salmonidae. Gene Ontology annotation, cellular component: external side of plasma membrane; integrin complex.